AUGAAAUGUGCUUAUCAAUCUAAUAUAAAAAAUAAUAGAAAGAUGAAUAAUACUUAUAAAUCAUCUCUUAAUAAAUAUUCUAAAUUGAUUAGAACUGAAUACAUUAUUAGGAAGAGAAUAAUAUUAUUUUAUGUUUUUGUUAAUGUGUUAUUUUUUGUUUGUUUUAUUUUUAUAUUUACAAUAUCAAACCAUGGUCAGUUUCAUGAGACAUUUAAAUAUAAACCUAAUAUAAAAAGUAUAUAUCUUAAAAGACUUAAUAGAUCCUUGCAUGAACACCAAAUAAGUAAUAAUUCAAAAUGUUUUAAUAAUAUUUAUGUAAAUGAUCAAAAUAUACUAAUUGAUAAUUAUAAUAAUGAUAUAGACUAUUUUAAUUAUUAUGUAAAAAAUGAUAUUUUAAAUAACUCUGAACAGAUAAAUAUAAACAAUGAAACAAACAAAAAAUAACACAUUAACAAAAACAUAAAAUAAUAUUAUUCUCUUCCUAAUAAUGUAUUCA
This is a messenger RNA of Plasmodium gaboni, 496 nucleotides long. Lineage: Eukaryota; Apicomplexa; Aconoidasida; Haemosporida; Plasmodiidae. The record is from the annotation of a RefSeq genome assembly.